AUGGCAGACACAACAGCUUCUAAGAACCAGAAAUAUUUCAAUGAGCAGGCGUCGUCCUAUGAUACCAAGCAUGAAAAAACAAUCAACCAGUUGAUUGCGCACAUCCAAAAACGAAAGGACUUCAUCGGUGCACAAUGGGUCGUCGAUGACUCUGAUGAUGAACCCACCACCGAAGCAGACGGCUCUCACAAACCUAGCGUGGAUAAGGAUUCAGUGAGGUUUCUAGACUAUGCCUGUGGUACUGGUCUUGUCACUAGGUGCGUGGGGAUUGACAUCUCUGAGAACAUGGUAGCGUCUUACAAUGCGCGUGCUGAGAACCAGGGUCUAGAAAAGGAGGAAAUGUACGCGUACCAAGGCAAUCUCCUGAACAAGAAUGACCCGAACCCGGCCUCACUCUCCGACGCCACCUUCUUCAACUUUGACGUGGCAGCCGUUGGCCUGGGUGCCCACCACUUCGAGGACCCGGACUUCGCCGUCCGUCAGAUCACCGCCCGCCUACGCCCCGGCGGGGUCUUCUUUAUCCUAGACUUCUUGCCCCAUGAGCCGUUUGACGGCCACCAGCAUAAGGCAGUGCACACGGUAACGCACCACGGCUUUUCAGAGGAGAGAGUCCGGGACAUGUUCACUAGGGCUGGCGUAGGUAAGGGGUUCGAGCUCCAGGACCUGGGGAGCGGGGUGGUGUUCGCCGGCAUGGGCAAGGACGGUAGCGACAUGAAGAGGAGGCCUAGCUUCAACCGAAAGAACACCUGA
This is a messenger RNA of Parascedosporium putredinis, 750 nucleotides long. The record is from the annotation of a GenBank genome assembly. NCBI's taxonomy places the organism in Eukaryota, Fungi, Ascomycota, Sordariomycetes, Microascales, Microascaceae.